This is a messenger RNA of Cotesia congregata, 258 nucleotides long. NCBI's taxonomy places the organism in Eukaryota, Metazoa, Arthropoda, Insecta, Hymenoptera, Braconidae. The record is from the annotation of a GenBank genome assembly.
AUGGCCAAGCUGGUGAAGAUCUCCGCCGAGCAGCUUAACAACAACACCAACAGUCCAGCCCUCUCCUGCGAGUAUUGUCCUAACCUCGUUUUUAAAAAAACUGCUGAUUUUGUCAAGUGCACCGAAGCGGAAUUAAAAAAUUUGACAGAAUUUAGAAAAAUAUUCAGAGUAUUGUUGAUUAGCUUGAGCAUGAGUAAAAAAAUUUUAGAAUAUUUGAGAUUCUUGAUGUGUAAAUUUAGUACGAACAUCAAAUUGUGA